AUGAGUAGGGCCUGGGCGGUUGUGGAAUUAGGUGUAAAACUACCAGCUAAAGUUAAAUUAGAUGAAAUUCGUGAAAUACUUUCAAAAUAUCGAGCGUUUCAAAAUGUUACAAAACUUGAGAUGCUGGCGAUAAAAUAUACCGUCAAGAUUAUAUGCUGUCCUAAAUAUCAUUGUGAACUAAACGCAAUUGAAGGUCUUUGGUGCAAUGAAAAGGCAUUUGUUCGUUCACGUACAGAUCAAAGUUUUGAAAAAAUGAUAAAACUAAUAUCGGAUUCUCGGACACAUUUUGUCGGAGGAAAAAUUGCAUUAAAAUUAUUCCGGCGUUUCUGGCGUUCAAUCGAAGCAUAUUCGCAAGGUCAGACAUAUACUGAUGUAUUAAAACAGUUUUUCAGUCAACUCUGCAAAACAUCAGUUCAAUCACAUCGUAGAAUAUCAAAUACAAACAUAAACGAACAUUAA
Molecule: messenger RNA, 459 nt
Organism: Didymodactylos carnosus
Lineage: Eukaryota; Metazoa; Rotifera; Eurotatoria; Philodinida; Philodinidae
Source: the annotation of a GenBank genome assembly